Spathaspora passalidarum NRRL Y-27907 is the source of this 2109-nucleotide messenger RNA. It is a transcript of the gene GUA1, whose product is annotated as GMP synthase (glutamine-hydrolyzing). Gene Ontology annotation, cellular component: cytosol. The record is from RefSeq and is a predicted model, not a curated record. The coding region runs from base 31 to 1623 and encodes 530 amino acids. Gene Ontology annotation, biological process: GMP biosynthetic process. Gene Ontology annotation, molecular function: GMP synthase (glutamine-hydrolyzing) activity; ATP binding; GMP synthase activity. The transcript has a single exon. NCBI's taxonomy places the organism in Eukaryota, Fungi, Ascomycota, Pichiomycetes, Serinales, Debaryomycetaceae.
UGGUUUGGUACUAUCCCCCACACAUACAAGAUGUCCACCUCCACUGAAGAUGUUCCAAUUGAAGUUUCCAAGGUCUUUGACACUAUUUUAGUGCUUGAUUUUGGAUCUCAAUACUCCCAUUUGAUCACCAGAAGAUUAAGAGAAUUUCAAGUCUAUGCUGAAAUGUUACCAUGUACUCAAAAGAUUUCCGAAUUAAGCUGGAAACCAAAGGGUAUCAUUCUUUCCGGUGGUCCUUACUCCGUUUAUGCUGAAGAUGCUCCUCAUGUUGACCAUGAUAUUUUCAAGUUGGGUGUUCCAAUCUUGGGUAUUUGUUACGGUAUGCAAGAAUUAGCCUGGAUUAACGGUAAGGGUGUUGCCAGAGGUGACAAGAGAGAAUACGGUCCUGCUGAAUUGAAGGUCGAAGAUCCUACUUGUGCUUUGUUUAAAGACGUUGACCAUUCACAAGUUUGGAUGUCUCACGGUGACAAAUUGCACGCUUUGCCAACCGGGUUCAAGGUUGUCGCUACUUCUGACAACUCUCCAUUCUGUGGUAUUUCCAACGAAGAUGAAAAGAUCUACGGUAUUCAAUUCCACCCAGAAGUUACCCAUACUGUCCAAGGUAAGAAGUUGUUGAGAAACUUUGCUGUUGACAUCUGUAACGCCAACACCAACUGGUCUAUGGAAAAUUUCAUUGAUACUGAAAUUGCCAGAAUUAGAAAGUUGGUUGGUCCAACUGCUGAAGUUAUUGGUGCUGUUUCUGGUGGUGUUGAUUCUACUGUUGGUGCCAAGAUCAUGAAGGAAGCUAUUGGUGACAGAUUCCAUGCCAUUUAUGUUGACAAUGGUGUCAUGAGAAAGAAUGAAACCGAAACUGUCCACAAAACCUUGACUGAAGGUUUAGGUAUCAACUUGACCGUAGUUGAUGCUUCUGAAUUGUUCUUGGGUAGAUUAAAGGGUAUUACUGAUCCAGAAAAGAAGAGAAAGAUCAUUGGUAACACUUUUAUUCACGUUUUUGAAGAUGAAGCUGCCAAGAUCAAGCCUCAUGAUGGUUCCGAAAUUGAAUUCCUUUUACAAGGUACUUUAUACCCAGAUGUCAUUGAAUCCAUUUCCUUCAAGGGUCCUUCACAAACCAUCAAGACCCACCACAAUGUCGGUGGUUUAUUAGAAGACAUGAAAUUGAAGUUGAUUGAACCAUUGAGAGAACUUUUCAAGGAUGAAGUCCGUCAUUUAGGUGAAUUAUUAGGUGUUCCAACUGAACUUGUCUGGAGACACCCAUUCCCAGGUCCUGGUUUGGCUAUCAGAGUUUUGGGUGAAGUUACCAAGGAACAAGUCAAGAUUGCUCGUGAAGCCGAUGCUAUUUUCAUUGAAGAAAUCAAAAAGGCUGGCUUAUACCGUCAAAUCUCCCAAGCCUUUGCUGCUUUAUUACCAGUCAAAUCAGUUGGUGUUAUGGGUGAUCAAAGAACCUAUGAACAAGUUAUUGCCUUGAGAGCCAUUGAAACUGUUGAUUUCAUGACUGCUGAUUGGUUUGUUUUUGAAGCCGCUUUCUUAAAGAGAGUUGCUUCCAGAAUCGUGAAUGAAGUUAAUGGUGUUGCUAGAGUUACUUAUGAUAUUACCAGUAAACCACCAGCUACCGUUGAAUGGGAAUAGUUUAUUCACUAUAUAUAUUCUUGUUUUAUAUAUAAAAAAAAAAUAAAUAAUUAGACAUUUAUGAUUUUUUGUCGUAGUACCGUAGCCAUGACUAUCGAAUCAUCGUGAGAUAUACUUAGAUGGAAUUCUUCAUCAGAAUGUUUAUACAUGUCAUUCUUGAUAUAGGGUUUGCCAUUGGAGUCAUAGUAUCUAUACCACAGUUUAAACUCAAAUUGUUUCUGAUCAGGUAAGUCUAAUGUCUUGAACACGGCUUCUUUAGCACACCACGCACCGCUUAGAUAUUGAACCUGCUGUGAUUGAGCUAACUUCUCAAGUUUAGGAUACUCAUAUGUUGGAUGUAGGAUCCGUUUCGAGAAUUUCGAUACGAAUGAAGGGCUCUUGGUUAAUAGUCGUGCUAUUCUUGUUGAUUGGAGAAUAUCUGCACCAAUUCCAAGCACUAAUCCAUAUUUGUUCAUACAAGGUGGGUAAGUGAUUGAUUGAUUGACU